AUGAACUUUCUUAGAAAACGAAGGUCCUCCAACUCGUCAGAGGAUUCGAUUGAGGAAUCACAGAUUAAAAAGUCACGCAAACCACCAAAUACGGCUUUUCGUCAGCAGAGGUUGAAAGCAUGGCAGCCAUUGCUAACACCAAAAUCAGUGAUACCAUUCCUAGUUUUGUUGGCAGUGAUUUUUGCUCCUUUAGGAAUAGCCAUCAUAUAUACGACGUAUAAUGUACAGGAGGUGAACAUUGAUUAUUCGCAUUGUGGUGACCAGACAAAUAGUUUCACGUCAAUUCCGGGAAAGUACACGGGCUUCCAUUUCAAGCAUAAUACCAAGCCAGAGUUCAAAUGGAAAGUGGAUGGUUCACAAUGUGUCAUUCAGUUUAAUGUGCCAGAUUUGAAGCCUCCUCUUUAUAUGUACUACAAAUUGACCAAUUUUUACCAAAAUCAUAGAAAGUAUGUGGAGAGUUAUGACUUGGAUCAAUUGGCAGGAAAGGCUUUAUCUAGUGAUGACGUUACCGAUAGUUGCAAACCAUUGAAGCACAGAGAAUACAAUGGAAAGGAAAGACUCAUUUACCCAUGCGGAUUGAUUGCAAACUCCUACUUUAACGAUACAAUUUCGUCGCCAGUUUUAUUGAAUGCACGUAAUGGAGAGAAUAAUGAAACAUACACCUUUACCGAUAAGGACAUUUCAUGGGCCUCAGACCGCAAACACAAGUUUAAAAAGACAAAGUACAAGCCGGAAGAUGUUGUGCCUCCGCCAAACUGGGACAAACAGUAUCCUGAUGGUUAUACUGAGGAAAAUAUGCCAGAUUUACAACAAAUGGAGCACUUACAAAACUGGAUGCGAACGGCGGCCUUGCCUAAUUUCUACAAGUUAUACGGCAAAAACACCACAGCAACAAUGUCGUCAGGUACUUAUCAAAUAACGGUCGAUUUGAACUACCCAGUGGAAAUUUUUGGUGGGAGUAAGAGUAUUGUCAUCACCACCAACUCCAUUUUUGGUGGAAGAAAUGUCAGUUUGGGUGUGAUUUAUAUCAUUGUUGCUGUAGUAUCGCUCGUAUUGGGUAUUGGGUUCUUGUUGCAAUACUUGAUUAAACCAAGGCGAGUGGGUCAUGAUUACUUGCAACAAAACUACCGAGACCAGUUAUAA
Lodderomyces orthopsilosis Co 90-125 is the source of this 1143-nucleotide messenger RNA. It is a transcript of the gene CDC50, whose product is annotated as aminophospholipid translocase regulatory protein. Bases 1 to 1143 code for a protein of 380 amino acids. The transcript has a single exon. The record is from RefSeq and is a predicted model, not a curated record. Lineage: Eukaryota; Fungi; Ascomycota; Pichiomycetes; Serinales; Debaryomycetaceae. Gene Ontology annotation, cellular component: Golgi apparatus; plasma membrane; endoplasmic reticulum.